CUUCAAACUCUUUCAUCAGUGGAGUGUGAGGGAGGGAGGCUCCUUCUUGGGAGGCUUUUAAGCAGAGGCUGCGUGGCCAUCUGUCGGGGGUGCUUUGUGCUUUUCCUGCAUGGCAGCGGGUUAAACAGGAUGGUCUAUGUGAUCUCUUCCAACUCUAUGAUUCUAUGAAACUGCACAUUCAAUGAUUCCAUAGUACUGGGCCAGGCAGUUCAAGUAGUAUCAAACUACAUUAAUCCUACAGUGUAAAUACACUUGCAAGAGUGGGGCCCGAAUUCUACGUUGGUCAGACCACACCUGGAAUACUGAAUAUCGAAUUCUGAAGGGAGAUGUCGACAAGCUGGAAUGUGUCCAGAGGAAGAUUCACCGUCCUUUAUAUUCCUUAGUAUAAGAUGGGAGUUCAAGGGCUUUGGAAGUUACUGGAGUGCUCUGGAAGACCGAUAAACCCAGAAACACUGGAAGGGAAAAUCCUUGCUGUUGAUAUCAGCAUUUGGUUGAACCAAGCUGUUAAAGGAGUAAGGGACCGCCGUGGAAAUUCAGUGCCCAAUGCUCAUCUCCUCACUUUAUUUCAUCGACUUUGCAAACUAUUGUUCUUUCGCAUUCGACCCGUUUUCGUUUUUGAUGGAGAAGCACCACUUUUGAAGAGGCAGACCUUGGCCAAGCGAAGACAACGAAAAGAGGUUGCAGCCACUGACUCCAAGAAAACAACAGAAAAACUUUUGAGAACUUUCCUGAAACGGCAAGCUAUCAAAACUGCUUUAGCAGGCAAGAGCACUGCUGAGUUCCCUAGCCUUUCAGAAGUAAGAAGAGAAGAAGUAGAUGAUAUUUAUGUGUUACCUUCCUUACAAGAUGACAAGAAAAAUAGCUCAGAAGAUGAUGAUGAAAAAGAAUGGGAAGAGAGAAUGACCCAGAAAAAGAUGUUGCAAGAAGAAUUAAUUGAAAACCCUCAUUCUGUUGAUGUUGAAUCAGAAGAUUUCCAGAGCCUCCCCCCGGAGGUAAAACAUGAGAUCCUCAGUGACAUGAAGGAAUUCACAAAGCGCAGAAGGACGUUAUUUGAGACAAUGCCUGAGGAAUCCAAUGACUUCUCCCAGUACCAGCUAAAAGGACUGCUUAAGAAAAGCAGCUUAAAUCGGCACAUAGAAAAGGUUCAGAAGGAAAUGAAUGAACAGCACACGGGUGAAAUUCAGAGUCAGUAUGAAGAUGACGGGGGCUUCUUGAAAGAAGUGGAGACCAGGAGGGUUGUGUCUGAAGAUACCUCUCACUACAUCCUCAUAAAAGGUAUCCAGUCCAAAAAAGAGGUUUCCAGAGAUCUACCAACAACAUCUGAAAGCCAUUUGCCUAUGCCUGAAGAUUCAAAGCCUGAUGUGAAUACCUCCAAACCCCUGGUUCAUGAAAAGCCACCCCUGUGCGAUCUCUCAAAAACCGAGUCAACAAGUAAUACAGAUCCAACACCACCUUCUCCCAGAACAGUUCUUGCAAUCCAGGCAGCUAUGCUGGGAAGCAGUUCAGAAGAAGAGAUGGAAGAUGAAAACAAAAACCAGUCAGAUUUCGCUAAACAAAAGUAUGGCUCUGGUAUAGAUGCAGGCAAUAUGUCACCAAGAACACUAAGGGCAAUUCAGAAAGCUUUGUAUGAAGAGGAAGAUGAUUCGGGACCAUCUUUUCCCAAUAGUGCUGGUAAUAGCCAAGAUGACAGACCUUCUGUGAAGAGCCUUCUGGUCAGCAGCUCAGAUGAGGAGAGUCAGGUACCUGAGAGUCAGAAUGGAAAAGAACUUCCAUUUUUACUUACAGAGCAAACUGAAAAGAGAAGCAUUAAUGAAGAAAAGGCAUUGGGCAAGGAUCAGAGUGUUCCUGAAGGCCCACACAGCCUUCUUGUGGAAAAAGAAAAAGAAAGAGAGGUGGAAAUGUGGUCAUUCCAAAGAGACAAGAGCACAAGCAGGGACUUGGAGCAGUUGACAAUGUCUUCAGGACAUAUUCCAUCAGCUGCCCCCACUCAUCCUCAUUUGUCAAAGCUAUCCCCAGAUGACGAAGUUGAAGAAUUGAGAGAAUUAGUUCACCAGCCUGAGAAAAGUGCCUCUGUUGUACAACCUGAAUUUUCAUUUCCUUCAGAAACAGGAAAGGUUUGUGAGGAAAGAGUCGAAGCUCCAUCACAAUCUGAAGAGAGUGAUUCUGAUGGUAGCUUCAUUGAAGUGGAUGCUGAGCUAAGUGAAGAAUUUCAGGACAACACAUGUGAGACGUCUCUUGCCUCAUCUGCUCAAAUGGAGGAGACAAUACCCAAAGCUGCAGUGGAUAUAAAAGCAGGAAAUGACAGCAGCAUGGAGAGCCUGCCAGAAAGUUCUGGUGAAGAUGUAGAGCCACGUACACUGCAGGAUGCUGAAACUGAAGGCAAAGAGGAGGAUGUGGUUAAUGAGUGGCAAGAUAUUAGUAUGGAGGAAUUGGAAGUCAUGGAAAUGAAUCUUUCUGUUGAACAAAACACACUUCAUGCUCAGAAAAAACAGCAGGAACGCAUUGCUGCCACUGUGACAGGACAGAUGUUUUUAGAAAGUCAGGAACUUCUGCGUCUCUUUGGCAUUCCAUACAUUGAAGCCCCAAUGGAAGCGGAGGCUCAGUGUGCCAUCUUAGACCUCACUGAUCAAACCUCUGGGACAAUCACAGAUGACAGUGAUAUUUGGCUGUUUGGAGCACGGCAUGUGUAUAAAAACUUCUUUAGUCAAAACAAAUAUGUGGAGUAUUACCAGUAUGUGGAUUUUCAGAAUCAGCUGGGCUUGGAUCGAAACAAGUUAAUUAAUUUGGCCUAUCUCCUUGGCAGUGAUUACACAGAAGGCAUUCCUAAUGUUGGCUAUGUAACAGCAAUGGAGAUUUUGAAUGAAUUUCCUGGACGAGGACUGGAACCUCUUUUAAAGUUGACGGAAUGGUGGACUGAAGCUCAGAAGUGUAAGAAAACACAGCCCAACCCAUAUGAUACUAAAGUAAAAAAAAAAUUGCGAAAGUUGGAAGUUGCACCUGGUUUUCCAAAUCCUGACGUAGCAGAAGCAUACUUGCAUCCCGUGGUGGAUGAAUCCAAGGGGUCUUUCAUUUGGGGAAGACCCGACUUGGAAGAGAUCCGAGAAUUUUGCCAGAGCCAUUUUGGCUGGACUAAGUUAAAAACAGAUGAAGUCUUGCUGCCUGUUCUGAAACAGCUGAAUGCUCAACAGACUCAGCUUCGUAUCGACUCCUUCUUCAGGCUUGCACAGCAUGAGAAGCAAGCCAUCAAGAGCCAUAGAGUUCGCAGGGCUGUUACUUGUAUGAGGAGGAAGGAGCGGGAAGAAGAGGAAACUGAAGUCUUGCAAGCUACUGCAGUCAUAGAAGAAGAGUUUAAAAAGAGAGAAAGAAAGAAAUGCAAGAAAAAUAAAGAACAAGGGACAUGUGCAACACAGAGCCACCGAGGCAAGAGGAAAACGCACCCACCACAUGCGAAUCAGAGCUUUUUGGGGGGAGGCUUCAUAGGGGAGAUUCAACUCUCAGAGGCAUCUAGUGAGUCUCUAGCUGAAGAUUUGGAGAAUGAAACUUUGGGAAAGAGCAAAAGAGAAAAAGCAGUCAAGAUGCUUAAAACAGACACUGUGUGUCGCAAAACAAAUUUAGGAUGUGAACGAACAUGGGAUGAAACAGGGAGUAGCAGCUCCAGCGAGGAGGAAAAAAUGCCAAUGGUAAGAGCCAGGCCUGCAUUUGAGGGAGGAAAAGCAAGGGGCAAGUCUUCCAGGGGAAGACGAAGGAAAUAGUGCUAGCUAGCAAUGUUAUUUCUAAAGAAAUUAUUUUGUAAGCAGCACAGUGUAAUCUUCACUAAGUAAAAAUUCCCAUCUGUAUUGUG
This is a messenger RNA of Anolis carolinensis (green anole), 3841 nucleotides long. RefSeq names its product ERCC excision repair 5, endonuclease (gene ercc5). The coding region runs from base 390 to 3752 and encodes 1120 amino acids. The record is from RefSeq and is a predicted model, not a curated record. Gene Ontology annotation, cellular component: nucleus. Gene Ontology annotation, biological process: nucleotide-excision repair. Gene Ontology annotation, molecular function: single-stranded DNA binding; DNA endonuclease activity. Lineage: Eukaryota; Metazoa; Chordata; Lepidosauria; Squamata; Anolidae. The transcript has 16 exons.